UUUAGCUAGGUCAUGGUGGGAGAGUGAGAUCCGGGGCGCGGUCGAGAUGAUGCGCGCGCACAGGUUAGUAGCGAUCGAUCGCGCUGUCGGCAGCGCCCGUGUUCGUGCUUCGUCAUUGGCAGCCGUGGAGCAAUGCAUGAAGCUGGAUGAUGUUUCUGCUGACGAGCGCAAGGCCGCGAGCUGGGCCGUGGCGAGCUUCCUCAAAGACCUGGGAUUGAAAUCCCCGGAGGCAGCAGGGGUGCAACGCGCAUCGCCAGUGUUCGCGAGGAAGGUAGCGGCGCUGGCCAAGGAAAAUCUCGGCAGUGACGAGGCCAGGAUCUCGAUCAAGGAGCUCAAGGCGCUCUCCUCUCGGGUGUUGCAAGAGCGGCGGAUCAAUGUGGCUGAGGCGGUGCUGGAGAGCCUCGGCGGAGCUCCGGACUGGGUGGAAGCCAGUCUAGCGCUCGUCGACAGCAGCGAGAAUGGAGUUUUCAAUCUUCUCGAGAUCACGAACAAGCUCCACAAGAUUGGAUUCGAGAGGAAGAAGAUGUGGCUGGUCUUCGAGCACAACAGUUUGCUCUGGGCGAGCACGCCGCUGGAUGUGGAGAACAGCAUCGUCGCGCUCAAGAAGGUGGAUGGAGGGAAGUUCUUGAUGAGGACCAUCUUUUGCUGCCCGCUGCUCAUCGGCCGAUCGUCCCAGGAAGUUCUAAACGGUCUCGUGUGGGAGCUCGCUCGAGUUGGCGCUGACAAGAAGGAUCUCUACAACCUCUUCAUGCUCUUCCAGAAGAACCGGGAGUCUCCUCGCCCGGUCCCCGAGAUCCUGGAGCGGCAGUGUGGAUUCAGCAAAGCCGAGGUUCGCCGCCGGCUAACUUCCAACGCUCUCAAGCUCGCGUCGGAGGUGAAUCACUCGCUGGAGCUCGCCAUGAAGUGGUUUUCGAACGAAGGUGUCAAGGAAAACGACUUUUGGAAGAUGGUGGUCCAUCGGCCGUCGGACUUCUGCCGCAGCACCGCUUCCUUGGACGAGCAAAUGGCGUUUUUGACAGAGUGGGGCUUGUCACGACCCGAGGCCUUGCAGAUGCUCGUCAAGCACGCGUACAGUGUGAUAUGGAACGUCAGCAUAGCCAAGACGAAGAUCCAGUAUUUGGUGGAAACGAUGGGAUUCCCGGCGCAGACGAUACUUUCGUGUCCGAAGUUUCUCUCCUGCAGCUUGGGACUGAAGAUCCGGCCUCGCCACCGGGUGGUGGAGUUUCUGGAGAAGCAGGGAAAGAUCGAGAGGCCGGCGUCGCUGCAGUACUUGAUCCUGUCGGAGGAGGCGUUUUUGGAUACUUAUGGCAAGCUCCACCUGGAUGCUGGUAGAGUUUACGCGGAAGCAAAAGGCCUCGCCAGCGCUGGAGAUGAACAGCUACAGGAGGAGGAAGGUUUUAGCCAGCAAGGGGACGAGGCAGCUGAGACCGAAACUCUUGAAGCUGUCAAGAGCACACAAGUACUACUACAGCUCAAAAGCCUGGGCGAUCCAACUUCGGUAUCCGUGGAACGAGCUCCCAACUUACGGAGCUCGUUGAGCAAGUUAGAGGGUGAUCACGGUGGCGAUCUUGGAAAAGAGAUCCGAGCUUCAUCGAAGAUCUCGGCUGCGCUGGAGCGCAUUCAAAGCGACAACAGCAGUCCAACGACGAGUGACACUUCCAGGGAAGUACAGCAGAUUAAACAAACUGGAGGUACUGCAACUCUAGCAGCGGCAGUAGCAACAGGAUCAGUGGAAGAAAUAGCAGUGGAAGAGGUGGCAGUGGAGGAAAAGGAGAUAGCAGCAGGAGGAGUGGCAUCAGCAAGCCGUGAUCCUUGCGAGCAUGCGAAUGGAGUGAGCGCAAACCGGGCAGAAGCUCCACCAGAAGUUAUGGCAGUGGAAGGAGGAGAAGCAUCAAGCGCUGACGCUUGUUUCAAGGCUGGAAGAACUGGAGAGGGUGCUGCUGCUGCUCCGGAAGAUCUCGACAGUGACGAAAGCCAUGGCCGAUCGAACAAGACCGGUGGAAUCGUGGCGUUUUUCCGAAAGUUCUUCACCGGGAGCUCGUGAAGAAAAUUCUUGCGGUGUUUAGGAUUAGGCAAAAUGUUUAUUGUUAAACAAAACCUGUGUUGUAAAUUUAGAGGGAAA
Selaginella moellendorffii is the source of this 2122-nucleotide messenger RNA. RefSeq lists its product as uncharacterized. The transcript has 2 exons. The record is from RefSeq and is a predicted model, not a curated record. Gene Ontology annotation, biological process: regulation of DNA-templated transcription. The coding region runs from base 47 to 2044 and encodes 665 amino acids. NCBI's taxonomy places the organism in Eukaryota, Viridiplantae, Streptophyta, Lycopodiopsida, Selaginellales, Selaginellaceae. Gene Ontology annotation, molecular function: double-stranded DNA binding.